Molecule: messenger RNA, 2375 nt
Organism: Coccidioides immitis RS
Lineage: Eukaryota; Fungi; Ascomycota; Eurotiomycetes; Onygenales; Onygenaceae
Exons: 5
Coding region: 1-2064 (687 amino acids)
Cellular component (GO): cytoplasm
Molecular function (GO): protein binding
Source: RefSeq, a predicted model, not a curated record
AUGGGGAGCAAUCAAUUAACCCUGACCGUUCACUGCCUGGGUGGCCACAACCCAAUCUCCGAUCGAGUCGUCUCUUUGGACUCUAACACCCAUCGGAUUGUCCUUGGCCGUUCUUCAAAAGUUCAAGCGAAGAACCUCGUUCCUUACGCCAACAACCUAUGGUUCGACAACCCCGUGCUCUCUCGCAACCAUGCAGAGUUCACUAUCAUCGCAAGGCGGGAGGAAGCGUACCUGAUAGACACCAAGUCAAUGCAUGGAACAUGGGUGAAUGAUCACAAACUUUCGAGUGGCAAAAGAGCUCUACUGGAGGAUGGUGACAUUAUAACUUUUGGAGCCAGAGUUACUCGAGGCACAGAGGCAUUUGAACCCCUCCGAGUACGCCUCGGGCUCUCUUGGGCGAAAGGAGACAGUGAUGAAGCAAUAGCGAAGAAAUCUGUUCCUCGACCGACAAACACAUUUGUUGUGCCCGAUGACGACUACGACCCAGAAGAUGGCAAGAUUGACGUUGAAAGAGACCUAGGAUGCGAUCCGGAACCCGAGCAUCAAAUAGCUCCCGGCCCAGAUGCUGUGUCAAAUGUGCAUUCGCCUCCUUUAUCCUCAAAAGAGGAGGGAGAUGACGACGGUGAUGAUGAGGACGAGGAUGACUCUCCACUAACGUCCCCUAUCGAUCAUAGUGCCGAAAAAUGCCCCAAGGAAAAUCUACCCUCAUCAGAUAUAUAUGCAAGAUCAGACGCCUCUGGCCUAUUUGUCCAAGAGAACGACAUCGAAGUUGCCAUCCCGGUCAGCAAGAACAACACUGGUCCGGCAGAGGAUGCGCCAAAGGAUGGUUACACCGUCAUUGCUGAAGACCUCUUGUCCGACGUGUUAGAGGAUUCCAGCGUCGAGUCUAUCUAUUCCGAGGAUGAAUUUGGGGACGAAGCUGAUGAACUCGAGGUUAUCGGUAACCCUCAGAUUCCAGAUGCAGAUGACCGUGUUGUAACCCAAAAUGCGACCGUCAUUGCGCGCCUUGGUGAAGCUGUCCUCCCCUCUACCCCCGAGUCAAUGCAACGCGAUGAGUCAGUUGUUGUUGUGCCCAAUCAUGCGCAGCCGAUGCCUCAGUCAACAGAGGAGAAUGAACCGCUGUGUCCGUCCCCGAGCAUGAGUCAAUUGCCACAAUGGCCAAGAGCAUUCCCCAGAGAGCCAUCCCACCAGGAGAGUACCACAUCCUAUCCGUCUCUGCAAGUACCCACAAAGAAAGACACUCGCGGAAGGUCGGAAAAGCGAGCGUUCACAGACUCCAGCCACACGUCGCUUCUCAGAACCGUGGACUCAGGCUUAAACGGCUGGGCUUCUUGGCCCUCUGCAUCGCGACCCCUUGACUUGCCGAAACCCUCUUAUACCGAGGGUCCGUUUGCAGGCAGUACUCCAGGGGAAAUGCCGGCGGAGACAUAUGCUAUUCGCAGAGAGCCCCGGCCCGACUACAUGGAUUUUUGGCAAGGGCCUUACUCGUCUAAAGCAGCCCCCCUCCUUCCCCAAUUCGAAUUCGAUCUCGGCAGGCCUUCAGCGCUUUUAGAUCCUCCGGGCGCCGACUACGAUAACCCGCCAUGGGGAACAUCGUGUCAGUGUAAAGAAGACGCGAAUCAUUUCGACACCGGAAAUACUGCGGAAUCCAGCCACUCCAACACUAAAGCAGAGAAUAUUCCGGGCCAAACCGCUCGGGCAGCGACAGGAAAGAUCCUAAAAAGGAAAUUUGAGGAAGCAGACAUAUCGAUCAAGCAAGGCACCGAUUCAUUCUCUCACGGUGAAGCGCUGCCCUAUCAACAACCACGAGACACUGCUCCCAAAAAAACAGAGUUUGACUCCCCACGUAAUGAAGCGGGUUCUACGGAAGCAAGAAAGGAACAAGUUGAUCCUGCCCCUGUUGACACUCAUCAGCCGAGCAAACGAACAAAAGUUGACAAUGAACGACCUGCGCGGAUGAAGAGUAUUGCUCGAUACGCGGCGACCGCGGCGGUCGGCGUGUUUGUUGGGGGAGUGGGAGCCAUUGUGGCCCUGGCGUCUUUGCCUCCCGACUUUUUCAGCUAAAAAACCUAAUUGCUCCUUUUGGGCAGUUGAAUCUUGCUAUGGGUAUUCUUCAUGUCACCUAUCUUAUCACAGAGUACCUGCAUGGUUCUACUAAUUUAUCCCUCAGUAAAAAAUUUUAAUUUCUUCAUCUUACGUUCGAUUCCCUCCACUCAUGGCGCGGACGCCAGUUUCAUAUUUCCAGAGGGAUGGUGAGGGGCGUUAGUGAUCUUGGCGGGUGUUCCUUUGACUUUUAUUCAUGUCUUUUUUACCAAUUUAGUUCAACAUUCUAUGGAGUACUCCAUAACAAAUACACAUUAAUAAAUUCUGUCAGC